GGAUCGAGCACCGGGUUAUACGAGAAAGAGCUGAUACAUCGUACACCUCAUUAUGAUUGUACAAAAAACACUAAUAUGGGUGGUGUGUAUCGGGAUCCUGAGUGGGACGCAGGCUGAAAAUGACAGAUGGUCACGCCAGAUUACAAACAGCGAGUGGAUUCCACUCGCGAAUCCUCGUGGCAGCCAUAAAAUCCAGAACGCCGUGCCCGUAGCACCGCCAGUAGCUCCUGCAGCUCCAGCAACUCCUGCUCUAGCUGACAGUAGUGUACAACCAGCCGCUCCCAUGCCCGCGGUGUCUUUUCCACCGGCUUUGCAGCAACAAUAUCAGGAUCAGCUGCUGCAAUUACAAAAGACUCAGGAGAGCAUUCAGAGGCUUUUGAUGCUACAACAGCAACUCAAGGCCCAGCAGCAACUAUUACAGUCGCAUGCUUACCAGCCAAACACUUUUGGAAGUCCAGCGAGUGAGAAACAGGCGCUUCAUCAGAGCACGAUCGUAAAUCUCCAAACGCUGCCGGAAUUGGCGCCGGAGGUCCUAGUACCACCCGUGCCCUCCUCUGACGCUCUACCUCCAGUAUUUCGAGCUCAAAACUUCCACUUAGCCGAGCCCGGACUUAAGCACAAGCCAAACGGCCCGUUCAACGUUGCGAAUUCAGCUGCCACUAGUUCUGAACAAGAUUACCGACAAGCUCACGAUGAAUCGAUAUUACGGAACCAACCCCAAGGGGACGCCGCUAAGGAUUACAGCUUGAAGCAGCCGAAAAAUCGUUACGAGGGCGCUUCGCACAGGCAAAAGGAGGAGCCCUCUCAUGUGAAUUUCGUGACUCCGUCGACGAGUGCCGACGAGCAAGAAGAGAUCCAAUUGGUAUAUGUACCAGCUGAAACAUUAGCUCAACGAGGCCAGGCCAAAAUUUUGAGACAACACGCGAAAAAACUCAAACCCAAUAGACAACACCAACGGUACGAAGAAGACUCUUCCUUGGAUGAUGCAUCUGACGACGAAUAUGCCCACGAGAUCCUUCAUCAGCUUCAACUCCAACAUGACGAGAAGAACAAAUUUUUUAAUACCGAGAGGCAAAAGGAUAUCGACAGAUUACACGCCGAGCAAAAGGAACUGGAGCGUUUAGCUCGCGUGCAACAAGAGAUCGCGAGAAAGGAAAUGGAAGCCGAGAAGAAGCGCAAGGAGCUCGAAAGAAUCGCAACUUUGGAGAAAGAAAAAGAGUUUAAGCGGGAAAAAGAGGCUAGGCUGAGAGCAGAGGCCAUCCGUAACCAGGAUAUUCAAUCGCAAACCUACGACUUUGAUCAAUCUCAAGAUCAGCCAUUGGCUCAUGAAUCCCAACUUCAUCAUCAGCAUUUGACUGAAGUUACGAGUAAGAAUCUGAAAAAUACUAGAACUCGUAGCAACAAACCACGGAGUAAGUUACAUCAGUUCCAUCAGGAGCUUACGGAACCAGAAACGGCGCAGUCCAAUACACCAACUCCUAAUCAACCACCACUAUCUGUGUAUAUGGGUGAUUCACUGUCAUCAAACCACCAUCAGAUUCGCUUAGCUGAUGUUCUAAAGACUUUGAAAAAUGCUAAGUCUAUUGCUGUGCUCGAUGGCUUUAUAGGCCCGGAAACUCCACGAGUUUUCGUUGGACCAAGACACUUGGAGCCCAUGCCAGGCUAUGUCAAAUUUGAUUUGCCUUACCUAUCUUCCAUCGAGAACAAUCGUGUUGAAAGAAAAGUUGACAAACUUCCGUUCUUCGUAGCACCUUUGAGCUUCGAACCACCCCCAGGAUACUCAAAGAUUUCGUUCCCUGCUCCACAUAUAGGAUCUGUAGUAAUCAAUAGUUUGGAAAAUGUUGAAAUCAAGCCUCUCGACAGCUUGAACCCAAAUCCAACCCCGUUGAUCGAACCUAAUUCCUACGUAGUAAAUAACCAGCCAUCCACAGGUUUUGACGUUACAUCCUUGUCUUAUUCGCAAACUCCUACUACGGCGAGAUACGAAGUGUCAUCGUUACCUCCUAGUCAAUCGAGCACCAAAUGGAGAUUUAAUGAAGUGUUCCAGAACAAACCGUCAACGGAUAUGCCAUCAGCGGUGACAGCAGCUUCCUACAACGAAGAACGAUUCCCUAGUAGCAAGUUUGAAAGUUCAUCUAAGAAUAGGAACUACUACAAUCUUAAUGAAGUAUCAUCAACCCCUAACUACUUCAGUCCUAAGACUGUAUCUCCCAAAACAAUAACAGCAUUCUCCUUCGAGCAAUCAACACCAUCGUAUCAACAGGAACCAACGAGGCAGCACAAUGUCCAGCCUCACUACGUGACUCAGAGCAUCCGCAAUUUCCAUCAAGCUAUAAACCGUUUUCCUGAUCCCAUAGAACCUCAUCAGCAGAAGAAUCACCGCUACCCUGUCGAUCCUACGGGACACACCGUGACCAACGCGUAUUCCAUCAAUCAGUCUCCUCAUCACGAGGAUCAGUCUCGGUAUAAUUUACCUUCCGAAUUGCCGGCCAUCUCGCCACAACUUCCUGGUUUGGUGAAUGCUUUGGUCGAAAAACCUGAACUGUCCAGUAGUAUUCAACCGAUAAUAACAACUACGCCAAUCCCAUCGUCUACUACGACAACUACAACUGAAACGCCGACCACCACGUACAGAUCUCGUGCACGACAAAGAACAAGAGUAACUGCUUCAAGGGCGUCGACUACUUUGUCUCCUCCGUCGAGAGGAAACUCUGAAAGAACAAGACGACCAAUCAAUAGGUCGAGAUCAAAAUAUACCAGCACAACUGAAGAUUAUCGUGACUCUUCUUAUGAUCCAACAAGAAGGAGCUCAGUCACGACUUCGAGAUACGAUGAACAGAAUGUAAGACGACCUGCUCGUCCUCAGAACUACAAGCCGAGGGAUGAAGAAACCAAAGAGUCGAUACAGACUCAGAUCGUCGAUUCGGAUUCUCCGAGCGAGCAAGGUCAGCGCGGUAACGCCUUCGAAAAUGCUUCCCCGAUCGAUUCCACCUCACCCUCCCAGAGCAGCAGCUCCAGCGACACCAGCAGUUCUCAGGACGCUACUCUCAAGUCGAACUCCAAUGUCUAUCAGCAGGACGAUUAUUCAAGCUCAACGGCAGCCCCCAUCGAUAACCUCUCGCACCGGAGCACUGGCAUUUCGGACUCCCUUCUUUCCCUAGCUGGUCUCGAGUACACUCGAAAAGCAACCCAAACUUCGACGACCCCUCCGACUUACGAGCAGACGAGAAACGAUGAGCAGCCGAUCAAUGGGUUCAAUUAUCGGACUCACGAAGUCAAAUUGCAGCCCAAUCGAGAGUUUUCCUUCUACAGGCCCGGAAAGACACAGGGUGUAGUGUUCGAACCGAUCGCCAGCACCGGUUUGCCAAACGUGCAGCGGUCCCAGCUUGAGGACUUCUCGCCGGUUUAUCACGCUGUACCACAACAGUACGAGAAGAACGAGACCCCGAGACCGGUUUACCACAACAUUCCAACCGAUUCCAGGGACGACGAGCAGCCAAUUUUCUUGCCGAUCCCGCAUGAUAAGCGGGAGGAGUACGCUUACCAGACCACUCUGACUGAAGCUGUUCUCGAGACCACGACUCCCACAACGACAACAACUACGACAACGAAAAAGCCAACAACAACGACAACAACGACGGAAGUACCAGUAAUAAUCCGUCAACGCGUGCGAGCUCGACUCGGCACUCGUCCAGCCCACCAGCAGGACUCGGUGAUCCAAACGCGUCCACGUGGCUCUCAAGACGAGUACGUGCGAUUCAGCGCCGUGAACCAGGACAGCCCGCAGCGAGCGAGACAGCGAGCGAGACCAAGUCGUACUCGUCAGCAGCAGCAGUCCCAGCACAACAACUCGCCGAUACAGACGGAGGGUCAGGAGUACGUGAGGAUCCAGUCGGUGCCCGCGCAGUCGCGCAGACCACUGGCCUCGAGGACGACCCCCGCGAGCACGAGCACUACGACGACGACGACAACGACCACUACGACCCAGCAAACGCCCCUCCCCGAGGAACGACCGAGUGCCGAAUCUGGGGAACAGGAUGGUUUUGGAUUCAUUAGGUCUCCCAACUACAGGCCUGCCCAGUCCACCGGCCAGAAGACCACCCAGUCACAGAGCACCGAAAGCUCGAGAGCCCCAACACCGACAACAGAAUCCAGCCCGUCCCAAGCCCAGAUCUUGAAAAACCGGCAAAAGUACUUCGGCUCGACCCGCCGGCCCAGCAGCACCCGCCGAGCCACGACCCCGUCCUCGUCCGAGGAACUCUCGUACACGGUCCGAACCCGCAGCCGGCCCAGUUACCACUCUCAGGAGGAGACAAAGCCGCUGCGGGAGCGCACGAAGCUGCGCCGACCUCAAGGCAUCCGGAAACGCGUCACGACCACCACCACCACGAGCACCACCACCGAGAACGCGGCGGUCGAGGCCAACAACGAGCUCCCCCCGGACGAGAAUUACCCGAGGAACCAGCCGGGCAAGAGGCGCGAGCAGGACUUGACGGACGAGAACUACCCACAGGAAUUUCUCCUGAACUACGGAGCGUCGCAAAGUUUCCACCGCGACGACUACGACCAAGCACAGCUGGCCAGCCGUCAGCAACCGUCCUCGACACGCGCCCGGCUCUCCGGCAACAACCGAGCCGCUUCUGACAUUUACGGCGCCGAAAGCCAAUGGUCCACCAAAGUGUCGGGCAACUCCUUCCAGCCCAACAGCUACACGCCUAAUCACGCCCACGACAAUUCGGCCAAGUCCCUCGAUUCCCUGGGCAACGAGAAGGCCGGGGAUCUCCCGGAAAUCAUAACAGCCGGACCCGAAGUGCCCUCCAUCACCGUACUUGUGAGCUCGGAAGACGAAGAGGACGAUCACCACGAGAGCAGUAGCGAGCAGAUGAGCUCCAGCUCCGAGGAAUCGAUCGUUGACACCAUGAUGAGCACGAUGGUCGACUUUGGGAAGAAAAUGAACGCCCAGGGAGACGAGGGCUCGGUCACCGCGCUGCCCGAGGGCAUGAUUCCCGUCACGACUACACCGAUCGUUACCAUUACCGAGAGUACGUCCCAUCAGCCAGCACCGGAGACUAAUGCCAAGCUCUCUGGAUCGACGUUCAAGAAGGCUGGACUGAGAAGACGACGCGUUCGCGUGAAGGUGAGACCGGCCGGGGCAAGUUCAGAGGACUUUGUCACCGCAGAAUCUCAGAGCUACGACUCGUCGCUGAACAACUUGCCACGAGAGCCAACCAAGUAUCGCAACUUCUACGUAACAACUGACAGCCCAACCACCACAUCUACGGCAACAGUGACGUCGACAUCGACAUCAACUACAACUACCACUACAGCAACCUCAGCCGAAGAGGUGGAGAAAUCCAUCUUUGAAUCUUUCCUGGACAAAAUGCUAGGUGGAGCUGAGGAAACCUCGCCAACGGUGGUACCUGAAAUCAUCACUACUACCGCCAGUCCUGAAGUUGAGACUAAUCCCGAGGUAGGGGAGACGACCUUGAAAGAUAGCAGUAGCUAUGCCAACCCAACCAUAGCAUCCCAUCCAACCAGUGAAGAUUCGACAAUGUUGAAUAGUGGAGACAAUGAGGAGGUAGUGGGUAACACGGAACUACCUCCAGCCACAACAACAACGUUAAUCGACAGCGCAGAAGUUCAUUCUACCACAACGACAAUGCCAACGACACCUAGUAAGACUAGUCCACCGAGGACGACAAUUACGACAACCACGACAACGACACCUAAUAAGACCAGCCCACCAAGCACAACAACCACAACAACAACGACGACAACUACGACGACAGAGAAAGUCGACGACGUCAGGAGCAACAGUGGCGAAAACGUUAUCCAGUCAUUGAACCAAGAAAACUCCUUGAGGUACUUUGCAACCAAAAGCCCAGCGUUCAACGAAUACCUGAAGAGCCAGGAAAAGUCAAAGAUGUCGGAGGACAACCCAGCCCAUCCAAAGAACCACAGAUCCAAGUGGAGCGAAGUGAGGUACCUGAACCACAAAUGGAGUCCCAAGAGUAACCUGAGCCAGGACUCGAAACGUUCUGAGGAACAGAAACAGACUUCGGCUGAAUCUCAUACUGGAAACGUCUCUGACUACGUGAAAGCCAUCUUUGAGAGCAUCAAGAGCGCCGACGAGGAACACCACCAGAAAACCAAGCUUUCUGACAAGACGUUCUUGAGGAAGGACAAGAAUCUGUCUGAUCCACCGACUGAAAUCAAGACCUCUAUCUCCUCGUCGAGCAGAGUGGUCUCUCGACCCGUUGGUAGCCACAGCAGCAGCCAGGAAAGUGCUUCGCCCGCUAGUGCGACGACAACGACCGAAUCUACGAAUACCUUUGGACCCUUCGUACCUUCAAUGAUGUCGGAUAGAUUACCGGGUGUUUUGGUGAAGAAGACCCCGUUGGAGCUCAACUUGGGCAAAAUCCUGAAGACGACGACAAAAGUGACGCACCAAACGGAAAUCUGCUAUCGCGGCAGGUGCGUCAUGUCCAAGCCCAAAAAGGAGGGUCUCUCGAUAUGAGCGGUCAUUUCGGGUACCAAUAGAGCUGGACAGUAUUACACUGAAUUGAAAUCUCGCGAAUCGUGCUGAUCUCACCAUUUGGAUGAACAAGUGAUUUUGGUUUUUUGUCAAAGUAUGGUUUAUUUUGUGUACUUUGUUUUCACUACUUUUACGGCUUUUGCAUCGAAGCUUGAAUGCAAAAGUCGGAAAAGGAAUAUAACACAUGGUUUAAAAUUCGAAUACUUCCAGCUCUAUUGAAAACAGGAAAA
This is a messenger RNA of Copidosoma floridanum, 6765 nucleotides long. RefSeq lists its product as uncharacterized. The record is from RefSeq and is a predicted model, not a curated record. NCBI's taxonomy places the organism in Eukaryota, Metazoa, Arthropoda, Insecta, Hymenoptera, Encyrtidae.